AAUAUCUAAAACCUAUAAUAACACGUAUUUUAUGAAUGAAAAUAUAUCAAAUACGGUUUUAUAAUUAACUCUAAUAAAGAAGGAAGCAUGGAUUGGAAGCCAACACCAAAUAUCUGCAGGUGCUGUCUCGCCGACGGCUGUUAUAAAAACAUUUCAUCUCCCUACUACUUCUCUGGCGAAAAUGAAGUUUAUGAAGAAAUGCUGAAAGAAACUCUUGAUAUACAGAUUUCUGACCAGUAUAGUGUAAAUCAACUGAUUUGUGAAGACUGCAUUGGCCGGCUUCGAGACGCGAGGGCCUUUAAACAAACUAUACUUCAGAGUGAGGCUACACUGAGUCGGUACACAUUGGAACAUAUUGAAGAUAUCAACAUAAAAGAAGACCUGAAGUUACCGGAUGUGAAGGCAGAGCCACUGACUCUUGAAGCUGAUUGUGUCAGCACUGGAUGCCCCGAGGACAGUCUGGAUGAUGAUGAGAUCCUGGCCAACAUUAAACUGGAGCUUGCAAAAGAUGAAACAAAUUUAGAAGGCACCAGGAAGCCUGCGAGACUCAAACGAAAGGCAAAGACAAAGAAAAAUAGAAUUAAACACGAGAAUACAGACUGUGAUCAGGACAAGUUGAAGGCGUUAGCAGAGCGCCGCGGCACCGGACCGCUGCUUAGAGAGAACUCGCUCAAGUUGCUCGCGAAUUCUACCAUGUGUGUCUUCCAGUGGAACAAGAGCUGGUACCGAUGCUUUUGCUGCAAAGAGCCUUUCCCCGACAUGACCGGCUUAAAACAGCACACAGAAACCACGCACACUCUAGAACAUAUCAAGAAGAAGAUCAUUCUCCAGCAGAACCGACUCGUCAAAGUAGAAGUCUCGGACUUAAGCUGCAAAAUCUGCCAAAAACCUGUAGAAAAUAUACAAAAACUAAAAACACACUUAGAAGAACAUAACCUCAAAAUUGAAGGCGAAGACCUAUUAGUUCCAUUUAAAAUAGAAACUGAUUUAAAAUGCCAGAUAUGCUCGGAAAAAUUCUCUGUUUUUAGAUUAUUAAAUAUGCAUAUGAAUAAACAUUUUCAAAAGCAGGUCUGCCAUAUAUGCGGCGCUGCGUUCUCUAAUUUAGUAUUUUUAAAUUUACACAAAACGCGUUCUCAUAGACCGCUCCAUUGCAAACAUUGCAACGAUGUUUUUUCAAAUAAAAUCGAUAAAAAACAUCACGAGAUUUCAAUUCAUAAUGUAAAAUACGAAAGAAAACUUCGCUUUCCAUGCCCUUAUUGCAAUGAAAGAUUUUUUCAAGAGAAUUUUAAAGUUUUGCAUCUAGUAGAGAAACAUGGGUUACCAAAACCGAAUCAUAAAUGUCUGAUAUGUGAAAAAUCGUUUGUAACUCGAAGUUUAUGUAAUAAUCAUAUGAAAAACGUUCACAUGAAGGAGAAAAAUCACGAAUGCGAAAUUUGCCAUAAUCUUUUUUAUACUAAAUCGGAUGUGACGCGUCAUAGGGUAACCCAUACGGGGGAAAAGCGGUUUUCCUGUAGUUUGUGCAGUAACCCGUUUGCUACUAAGGAUUCUUUGAGGCGGCAUAUGAAGAGGACACAUGUGGGUUUGCAUUAAAUUGUUGAAGUUA
Messenger RNA from Leguminivora glycinivorella, 1603 nucleotides. RefSeq names its product zinc finger protein 728-like. The coding region runs from base 88 to 1590 and encodes 500 amino acids. The transcript has 6 exons. Gene Ontology annotation, cellular component: nucleus. Gene Ontology annotation, molecular function: zinc ion binding; DNA-binding transcription activator activity, RNA polymerase II-specific; RNA polymerase II cis-regulatory region sequence-specific DNA binding. NCBI's taxonomy places the organism in Eukaryota, Metazoa, Arthropoda, Insecta, Lepidoptera, Tortricidae. Gene Ontology annotation, biological process: regulation of transcription by RNA polymerase II. The record is from RefSeq and is a predicted model, not a curated record.